Molecule: messenger RNA, 1842 nt
Organism: Argiope bruennichi
Lineage: Eukaryota; Metazoa; Arthropoda; Arachnida; Araneae; Araneidae
Product: U6 snRNA-associated Sm-like protein LSm1
Exons: 1
Coding region: 47-448 (133 amino acids)
Biological process (GO): deadenylation-dependent decapping of nuclear-transcribed mRNA
Cellular component (GO): P-body; Lsm1-7-Pat1 complex
Molecular function (GO): RNA cap binding
Source: RefSeq, a predicted model, not a curated record
AACUUCUUUCGUUAUUUUUUGCACUGAGCUGUCAAGAAGCAGCAAUAUGAGUGUUUUACCAGGAAUUUGUACACUGCUAGAAGAAAUUGAUAAAAAGAUUAUGGUUGAAUUAAGAGAUGGCCGAAUUUUAAUUGGUUAUUUAAGGAGUAUUGAUCAAUUUGCCAAUUUAGUACUACAUCGGACUGUUGAAAGAAUACACGUGGACAGCAGAUAUGGGGAAAUACCUCUUGGUGUUUUCAUUGUGAGAGGUGACAAUGUGGUACUGCUAGGUGAAUUUGAUGAUGAUAAAGACAGAACAACAAAACUUAUUCGAGUGUCCAAGGAGGAAAUAUUAGAAGCUCAAGUUCUGGAGCAGAAAGUAAAACAAGAAAAAGAACAGAUACGUAUUAAAGCGCUGAAAGAGAGAGGCUUUAGCUAUCAAUUAGAUACAACACAUGAAGACUACUAACAAUUAUUGCUCUAGAGCUUCCGUAUUUUAAAUAUGUGUACAUUGAUGAUUACCUGUAAAAGGGCAUUUGUGUUAUCACAAAAAUAUUUUUUAGACUUUUUUUUUUCUUUUGAUUUUUUGUACAAUUUUAAAUUAUAUACUCAUGAACAGUGAGUUUAUUUCCACUCAUUUCAAGUGAUUAUACCAAAUACUUAUUAUUUGAUGUAGAUAUAACAAAAUCCAGUGUUAUAUUUACAUGAAUUUCUUAUAAUCAUUUUGUAUGAAAGUUUUCUUAAAAAUAUCUUAAUUUUUGUAAAUAUUUUGCUGUUUUAAAAUUGAAAUUAUUUUGGUUAAAUUGUAAAUGUUCUUAGAACUAUAUUUUUAUUUCCUACAAAUACAAUUUACUUGCCGUAACAUCUUCAUUGUGUGUUUUUUAUGCAAAUUUGUAUCACUACUUUUGAUUUGAAAAUCAUACAAUAUCGAACAUUUUUUUAAUGUUUAAGUAAAAUUGUAUCAUUUCAAAAUGUAUUUUAAAUUUUUCUUGUACAUGAUUUAUUGCAGUUAAAGCCAGGAUUUGUAUUAAAAAUGCACUUAUUAUGUUUUAUAAAAAAGAGAUAUCUUUCAGAUUUUAUUAAAAAAAGUGUUUGUCAAUGUGUUACAUAAUUAAUCUGUUCAAGUAUUCUGUUGAGCUAGAGUUAAAAUAAAUCUGAUGUAAUCCUGAUGGACUAAAAUUUUGUGAUCUAUUUCAAUAACAAGAUAUGUGUGGCCAUUUUGAUUUUUUUUUUUCUUUCUUUUUCUAUUAAGUAUUAGUUUGUCCCAGUCCUCAAAUAUUAGUAUAUGUUUCUUUUUACAGUGCCUGAAAAAGAAUAUCAUUUUUAUUUAUUUAUUUCUCAUCUUAGUUUUUAUGAUUACUCUUCUCUAUCCAUCUAUCUCCAAAGUGAAUAUUUCAUACUGCAUGAAUGUAGUUCAAAUGUAUAACCAGCAAUUUGUAAAAUUCUUUAGAUAUUUUUAAAGAAUGAAAUUUUAUGCAUAUAAAAUAAUAAUAAUCAUCCAUGGUAUAAAUUUUAUAUCUAUUGCAUAUAUCUAUAUAACAUAAUGGUUUAAUAAAACGUAAUAAAUAUCUUUCGGCAGAAAAAAUUAUGUAUAGAAAAAAAAUAUUCUACCAAGUCUCCUUAAAAUGGAAAAAUUCAACCUAUUUGUAAAAAAAAAAAUUUUUUUUUUUUAAGCAUGCGAUUUUGAAGUGAUGAGCCUCACUAGUAUUUUAUAUUUUUCAUACAAACUUUCAUAGAAAAUAAGGCUUUGAAAGCAAUAAUAUUUCUUAGAAUCUGAAUCCAUAUACGUUUUGAAAUGAAUAUUAACUAGAUUGGAUAUUUAAAUAUUUCAAAUCAUUUUAAAAUAAAAUUUAUUUAAUUUGA